Molecule: messenger RNA, 6768 nt
Organism: Schistosoma intercalatum
Lineage: Eukaryota; Metazoa; Platyhelminthes; Trematoda; Strigeidida; Schistosomatidae
Source: the annotation of a GenBank genome assembly
AUGUCUAACAAUUGUCACUUAUCACUAACUGAGAAUAAACUCAUUACUAUCGGCGUUAUUGGGCUUCCAGGUUCAGGAAAAUCAUGCUUUUGCAAUAGAUUUGUUUUUCGUCACCCAGAUUUGUACGUCAGGGAUUCUCAUUCUAUUAGUGAUACCUCGCAAUCCUGCGAUGCCAAUCUAAGUGAUAAUCGUUGGCUGUACUGGGGAUGUGCGUGCCGUCAGAUAGAUGGAAGUACCAUAAAAUUUCAAAUACUAGAACACACGAAGUUCCCGGACGGUGUAUCCUACUCAAUACCUCCAUACUCAACAUGUAAUUACGAUAUCAAUCAGUUUUUAGAAUAUAUUCAUAAAAGCAUUGAAAUUCAUUUGGUAUCUAAAAAUAAGUUAACCUAUGCGUGUAAGAAAGAAGUGUGCAAAGGUUCAAGUAUCGAUGAUUGCUUUGGAUCAAACGAAGUGAAGGUUGAUGGAUUUAUUUUGAUUUUUGAUUCUACCACUUGCACGAGUAAGACUCACUGUGUAGAUCCAAGCUACUUAUGCAACUCAACCAUUCUGCAGGAGUCAUUGAACUGCCUUUCAAGAGUUCAAAAACCAGCCGUCGUUGUGUUGACUAAGUUGGAUAAUUGUGAUAUUUCUAAAUUAGGACUAGAUGUUUUUCUCAAGUCAAAUGAAUUCAAGAAAUUUCCUGUGAUUGAGACUUCGGCACACGAAAAUGUUAAUAUCGAAGAAGCGUUCCUUACUCUUUACAGGCUUAUGGAGCCUAAAACUCGUGUUCAUAAAUGGAGACACAUUUCAUAUAUAGGAGCUGCUUAUAAACGGAGUCAGGUGGUCAAUUCAGCGAUGCAUUCAUUUAUACGUCUAGUGUUCAUAUCUCCUCCGGAAUUUUUAACUGAUUGGGAAACCUUCAUGGGAAGAUACAGCCAUCACACUGAUGUAGUAAACUAUAUAUACCUGGUUGGUUCUUUAAAUGCAAGGUACAAAUUCAAGGCUGUAGUUGAGGAACGUUUCAGAACGACAAAGCUGAACUCACUGAAUAAAGUGCCAGGUAUCCUUAUGCAUCUGUUGCCGAAUCUGGACACGGUUCAUGGUUUUUCAUUUGAACAGAUCGUAUCAUACAUUCGUCGUCAUGAAGAAUUUUCUCUAUGCUUUCAAGAUGAUACGUACUAUAACUGUAGCACAGGGCUCAAUAAUGUACUACAUGACGAUUCACGUGUACCUUUUCAUCUGGCUAUUGAACCAAUAGCUGAAUCCGAGAAUUGUCUAUUAAAGCAGCAUGUGGAUCGUUUGACUAACAUAAGACGUCGUCAUACAGAAAAGGCAUUCCUAGAGACUUCUCUUCAUCAUGGAUUUCGAAACUGCCUCACCGCCACUCUAAAUGAGGACCUUUCCGACGAUCGUAUUACGGUUAUACUACCGGGACAACCACUCUCGGAUGUUAAGUCAAAUAUUAGUUCACUUGAUUUGCUUGAGCUUACUAAGGAGGAAAUAUCUGGGAUAUAUCAACAGUUUCAACUAGGUUUGCAUAUUCGAGUACGCGAGGACUUUUUAGAUUUAUUGGUUGAACAAACCGAGAUUUUUGUCAAGACAGUGUUAGGUUAUUUGGAUCACCUUCGCGACAGUUAUCCAUAUAUUACGCGUGCAUUGGAUUCAGCGAAUGAGGAUUACAGUGAACGAUCUUCAAAGAUAAAUCACGACCUAUUGCCUUCGAGAACGUUACGUACUUCCGACCAAAACAUUUGUGUUCAAACAGCACCAUCACCGUAUGUAUCUUUUAAUCAAACUAAGUAUUUGAGUGCUCCCCCUAGAGGCGUGAAAGAAACUCAAAUUACUUGGUUAAAUGAACAGUUAUCUAAAGACGAUCGCUACCAAGCCAUGGCUUAUCUACCAUCGGAACGACAAACUUUAAUUACAGCUUAUUUUGAUAUGCUUAUUCCGUCCACUGAUUCCCACAGAUUUAUCCCAAGAAGUCUGUGGAACGAUAUUUUGACCAUGGACUUUAGAGUCCAAAAUGCAAGAAAUCCCAUGGCAUCCAAUGAAAUGGAUUCUCCAGUAAUAGAUAAUGCCUUAUGUAUUGACCCAACAACAGAUUAUUGCUCUGAAAGUUGUCGAUUUGAAUCAUCAUAUUUAUGUUCACCAUGUUUGUCUGUUUUAUGUGGCGGGUGUAUGGAUGUACUCUUUAAGCAACUCGCACAUGAAUACCUUCCGGGUAAUUUUGUAUACUCCAGAGGACAAUUCACUAACUUUUCUGAAGGUAACAGUAAUUACUUCUGUUUGGAUAAGAGUAUGCUGUCUAUUCCCAGAUCAAGUACACCUCGAAUACCUAGUCUUUCAUGUCUUCCUUUAUCGGUUUAUGACCAUUCACCGCUAGUUUUAUCAAUUGCUAUCGCAUGCAUAUGCACUGAUACAUUGGCUGCACAUGCCAUCAUUAAUCUGCUGUCGUGCGCAGGGUUCUGUAUGGCUUCCUUUAUUUCAAAAACUUCAGAGCAUUCAGUUGAUCAUCGAUCUGAUCAUUGCCAGGAUUAUCGCCAUCGUCAUCAACACACUAGUCUGAAGCCUUCAACUUUGUCUGCUUCAGAGGAGAACAGUAUAUCAGAUCCUUUAGUGCUAACUGCUACAUGGCCUCUACCGACAACAAGAUUGUUUAUGUCUGGUUUCUCCAGUACACCUGUUCCAAAUCCAUCUAUAAUAAGUUCAUUUAAAGACGUGGAGUCACUCAAGAUCUACGAUGGUCAGGUUCACAUUCAUUUAAUGUCACACCAUACACUAUUGAAUAAACUAUUGUUGUAUCGAGAGAAUAUUACAAGUAAAUCUGAACAAUCUAAUGGUAUAUUACUUGAAGAAAACAAUGUAGACUUAAAUACUACGAAUUCACACCUCCUACCCUAUUCAGGGAUAAUCCUUUUUACUAGCGCUCCAUCUCCUGCUGAUAAAGAACAGUGCAAUGAAUUAUCACAGGAAACCGGUGAAAUCUCCCCGCCUACACAUUUAUCAAAAAAACCCCAAGAUAGAGUUAUAAAUUCUAUGAAUUUGCGUGGGGUAAAUAUUCAUGAAUUCAGUUCGUCACCUCAAUUACUCCUAAAUGACCACUCACCUGACGAAAAUGAGUGUGAUUUUAAGGCACAUGUAGAAUGUGACCACUCUUCUGAAUUUCCUUGUUCUCUUGAUCAGUUAUCAUGCACGUGUUGCAACCUAUUUUACAAUAAAAAAGAAAUCAAUGCUUUAGGUUGUGUUUGUGGUCAGUGUUGUAAUUGUGUGCAUUCGUUGAAAAAUUCCAACAACAGUUCUCUAUUGCAUAUUAAACCUGAUACAUGGAAAGACAAAAAAUUAUAUUCCAGUUUAAUGUGUCCACAUCGUAGACGUUCUUGGGAAGCAAGAGUUGCAGCCGUCAAUUCAAUUGUUGAUCAAGUACCAAAAAAUAUUCCUCAUUUAGUUCUAUUAACCGAAUCGUCCGAUUAUAGUGCCAAGUCAGAAGAUCUACCACCAUCUAUUUAUCCUGCCACCGAAUCAAUAAGAUCCUUUACAUUUUCCAAUCAGUCGUACCCUAACAUGUCAUGUGAUAAAAGUGAAAAUUCAUCUAGUUCAUUGAACCGUGAAUCUUGUUCAUCCGAUUGGAUGCCUGUCGGAACAAAUAUCCUAGAUCAUGUUAUAAACUUCCUUUGUCAUUGUUGGAACAAAAUGAAUCAAAAUGUGUCUUCUAAAUAUGUUGGAAAACAUAAACACACUUGUCGUGUCACCCCUUCCAAGAACUCUGAAAUUUCAAAUAGUCCUAGUUCACCACAUCUAAUGGUAGCAGGAAACUAUGCAAAUCAGUCUUCUGUAGAAAUAUCAUUGGAUAAAUCUUUCAGUGGAGGACUUUUAAAUACCUUAUCAGUUGCUUCAGCCACUGGGCGGAAGGCUAUGCAUUCGGCCAAUCAGGCUUUAAGAAAGCUUUCUAAUACUACCAAAUGCCAUCAUAAUUGUAAAUCAUCUCUGGCGACCAAUUCGAAAGGCUUUCUUUCCAGCUUUAUCGAUUCUCAAAGUAAGGUUAGUGUUGAUGAAAAAUCAGAAACAAUACCCGAACAAGUCUCUUUCAUCUCAGAUUCAAAAUCAAAGACUUUAGAAUCAAUGAUCUCACCGGGUACUCUUAUUGCUUCUAAUGAUAACCCAAUAACUAUCACUUCUCCACCAGCCAUCCAAACAAACAAAUCUUUCAGUGAACAUAAUCAUACACCUAAAAGGUUCAAUUGCAGUGAACAUCCUGUUCGAUGGACAGUUGGCCCUUCACCACUUCAUGCUCAUCGUAAAGAAUCAUCUAUUCGAAAAGCAACAGAAAAAUUACAAAGUAAAGCUUUUCAUUUGAAAAAAAGCAAUCCGAAAUUGACGAAUGAUAAGACCAUCUCAUCAACUAAGUUAACUAACUUCGGCAUCGACUCUACUCCGUUUUUAUUCCCAAUCAAUAUUCAAGAUAAUGAAGAAACUACUCCUACUAGUAAAGGAAAUAAAUACUUAAAGACUGAUACGUUCGUAUCAAAACUUUCACCAGCUCAAAGUCCUGAUAAACUACCAUGUUGCGAAAACCGGGAACAUAGUAUACACAAUAUUAGAAAUUCAUAUAUUGGAUUAUUCGAUAAAUGUUGUUAUUGCACGAGUGAUGUACCGGAAGAUAACUUAAACAUUAGGACAAAUAAACAAGAUAAUCAGCAGUUUAUCGGAGGUUCACCUUCAGACAUUUCUGUAACUCCAAUAGUUAUCAGUAAACCUCAUUCGCCAAAUCGUGAUGAAGCAACGAAAGAGCUAUUUAAAUCGCCUAAUAAACUUGAAAAUCCAUUUAUUUUAACAACAAUGUUCAAUGACAAUAAUCAUCUGAUUGCAUCAAAAUCAUUCGAUUCUAAUAAUUGCUCAAUGAAUUCCUCGUUAUAUAACCAUAGUUCUGAUAUGUUUUGUAUUAUGCAAAGUGAAGAGGAAAAACAAGACGAUAUCGAGUCAAUCUAUGAAGAAUUUAUUCUAACUGAUGGGUCAUCACAACCGUCAUCAUUUCCUGGUACACAUACUACUACUACUACUACCAAUAAUAAUUAUAACAAUCAUAGUAAUACUGGGCAUCACUCAAGCGGUAUUGUGUCACCACCAUCACUAACGGCUUCUACCAAUACAUCUAAUACUGAUGAACAUAUUUAUAUGGAGCCUGUUGAUUGUUUAACACAUGGAUGUCUAGAACGAUAUCAUAUUAUUUCACAAAAGUUUACAGAUUUUUACACCAACUUAAGCAGUUCAUCAGCUGUCGUGUCAAAUAAACAAGAGUUUAAUAGUUCAACACCGUCAAUUCCUUCAACUAGUAUUGUUACAUCUUCAAAUGUAUCAAAUAGUUGGACAGAAAAUGAUGUAGGUUACAGACGUGAACGUUAUCGUUCGUUUAGUACACCUGAAGGUAGCUCUUUAUCUCAUGAUGAUAAUGAAACACAAUACGUUGGUGGUGGUCCUUCAAUUGGUUCGUCAUCCAACAUCAAUUUUCCAAGAAGUAUUUUUCAACCUUUCUCUGGAAAUCCAAUCCAUUUUCGUUCUGUUAGAUCUAGUCACCUUAAUGGAUCUUCUAAUACUUCACCAUUGAAAACUCGUAUACAUAGUACGGAUGCAGUUUUCGAAUCAUUGACACACUAUAAUACGUCUGUUAUUUCUCCAGCUUCAACCACUUUAAGUGAGGAUCUUAAUGAAAAUGUUAUGGUUAGUGAUAAAUUUCCUAAAUUCUCUACAAUUCGUGCACAAUCACUUCCAAAUCCUCUCUCUCGUUCACAUCAUCAUCAUUUCUGGCAUCAUCCUAAAUGUCCUCAUUAUCGAAUUCAUCGAGAUUCAGAGGAUAGUGGUUUAGGCACGGCAUCGUCAUCUUCGUCUAAAUUUGGCUUCCAAUCACAACUUUCAACAGACUACAAUCACAUCAAUUAUUGUAACAAAAUUUAUGAUACCGAUACUAACAAAUCUUCAUCAGAAUUUCUAUCACCUAUUAACUUAUCCCAACAACUUCCGUGCAAAUCUUAUUCACCUCCUUACUCUUGCGCACAUUUUAACUGUUCUAAUAAUUCUACAACAUCUUACAAUAUUAGUAGUACACCAUCGAAACCAAUUUUUAUUGAUCCUACAGAUUUUCAAACUCAUCAGCCUACACAAUCUUCUUUAACAUUUCCAUCAUAUAAUUAUCUUUCAAUUAAUACUACGUCAACUACUAUUAAUACUGAUAAUACUGCUGCUACUAAUGCUACGCCUCAUAUUAGCAGUAUGACUUAUCGUCGCAAUACAUCUUAUCAACCAUCUCAAGCGCCAUGUAAUCAGAAUAUUUCAACAUUUGCAGCUACAAAAGAAUUUAAAUGGCUACGUCGUAAUAAACCGUUGAAAUUUUUCGGGCAUCGUUUUUCAUUGGAAACCCAACCAAAUCCAUCUCCACCUACAACACCAGCUCCACCUGUACCACAAACUGCUCCUCCUCCGCCUCCAUCUGAAUCUUAUCUUUUCCCUUUUAUUACACCAAAGAAGUCUAUGUCGACGAUGAACAACUGCAGUUCAACAGUACAUAGUAAAUCUAACUUAUCAGUCAAUAAUAAUUUGUCAGGAUCAUUGUGUUUUGAAACGCAACAAUUACCUGUUACUCGUUAUCAGUCGUCAGGACGAAAUAUGACUGGUUUCUCAUUGUUUGUGAAUAACAAUAGUAACAACACUUUGAAAUCUGUAUUUUUUAAUCAUCAUAAUAAUACAAAAACAACAACAACUUCUACCAUUGUAUCAUCAUUCAGACAUCAAUAG